This is a messenger RNA of Cryptomeria japonica (Japanese cedar), 303 nucleotides long. RefSeq names its product putative xyloglucan endotransglucosylase/hydrolase protein 13. Lineage: Eukaryota; Viridiplantae; Streptophyta; Pinopsida; Cupressales; Cupressaceae. The transcript is spliced from 3 exons. The coding region runs from base 1 to 303 and encodes 100 amino acids. Gene Ontology annotation, biological process: carbohydrate metabolic process. The record is from RefSeq and is a predicted model, not a curated record. Gene Ontology annotation, molecular function: hydrolase activity, hydrolyzing O-glycosyl compounds.
AUGCAGAAGGAGCCUGAGUUUCAUUCUGGUGGAGAGCCCCGCGAUGAGAUAGACAUGGAAUUCCUGGGAAACACUUCAGGGCAGCCGCAUCUAUUGCACACCAACAUCUUCUCUCAAGGCAAAGGACAUCGGGAACAACAAUUUUUCUUAUGGAUAAUGGUAGGAGGAGUGCCCAUCAGAGUGUUUCGCAACCAUGAAAGGGAAGGCAUACCAUAUUUGAAUGAGAAGCCAAUGAGAAUGUUUUCAAGCCUGUGGAAUGGAGAGGACUGGGCAACACAAGGAGGCAGAGUGAAAGUUGAUUGA